AGCAUCACAAGGAGGCUCUAGCAUCCCAGUGGGUGGGACGUGAAAGCAGCUGGAAGUUUUAUAAGGUUUAGUUUUCCGGUACGUUGACGCUUUAACCUCUCCGUCGGGCUUCACUCGGAGUACUUUGUCUUCAGGACAGCUUUCUGCACCUCCAGUUUGGAAAUCUUCACUCUUCCUACAAUGGCAGCGAUUGGAAACCGUGGAGUGGUGACUGAGGCGGCUAGUUUUAACGCAGAGGCGGAUGCCGCGACUCUCAGAGAAGCCAUGAAGGGAGCUGGCACUAAUGAGGCAGUCAUCACCGAGGUCCUAGCACGCCGUACUAUUGCCCAGAGGCAGCGCAUUAAAGAGGCCUACAAACAAACAGUGGGGAAGGACCUGGCUGAUGAUCUGUCCUCCGAGCUGAGUGGGAACUUCUGCAGCGUCGUUCUAGGUCUGCUGAUGCUGGCGCCCGUGUACGAUGCCUACGAGCUGAAAAGUGCAAUGAAGGGGGCUGGAACAGAAGAGGCCGGUCUCAUCGAUGUUCUGGCUUCAAGGUCAAACGCUGAAAUAAAAACCAUCAAUGCGUUCUACAAGAAAGAACAUGGAAAAGACUUGGAAGACGCCGUGUGUGGGGACACAUCAGGAAUGUUUCAGAGGGUUUUGGUCUCUUUACUGACGGCUGGACGGGAUGAAAGCGACAAAGUGGACGAGGCCCAGGCUAUUUUGGAUGCCAAGGAUAUCUAUGAGGCUGGUGAGGCUCGAUGGGGAACGGACGAGGUUAAAUUCCUCACGGUGCUCUGUGUGAGGAACCGAAACCAUCUGCUGCGAGUGUUCGACGAGUAUCAGAAGAUUUCUGGGAGAGACAUUGAGGACAGCAUUAAGAGGGAGAUGUCUGGCUGCCUGGAGGACGUCUUUCUGGCCAUAGUGAAAUGCUUAAGGAACAAGCCCGCGUUCUUCGCAGAACGAUUAUACAAAUCAAUGAAGGGGCUGGGCACUACAGAUAGUGUCCUCAUCAGAAUAAUGGUUGCGAGGGCGGAGAUCGACAUGUUGGACAUUAAGGCGCAGUUCCUGAAGAAUUAUGGCAAGACUCUCCACUCCUUCAUCAAGGGAGACACAUCUGGCGAUUACCGCAAAAUCCUGCUGGAGCUGUGCGGAAGUGAGUAAAAGAAACAGCAGAACAACACCCAGCUCUGUCUUUAUUCCACAUUAUGAGCUUUUAUUCUGUUGAUGACUUCCUGUAUCUCAUCUCUUCUUCUAUGCCCUUUACAUUUCACUUCUUGGCCGCAGUGCCUUCAUUUCACUGUUUGUAUUGUAAUACCGAUUAAACCAAAGACCAGUGACCUUUUA
Sebastes umbrosus (honeycomb rockfish) is the source of this 1326-nucleotide messenger RNA. RefSeq names its product annexin A4 (gene anxa4). The transcript is spliced from 13 exons. Gene Ontology annotation, molecular function: calcium-dependent phospholipid binding; calcium ion binding. The coding region runs from base 181 to 1143 and encodes 320 amino acids. Gene Ontology annotation, cellular component: cytoplasm. The record is from RefSeq and is a predicted model, not a curated record. Gene Ontology annotation, biological process: negative regulation of coagulation. NCBI's taxonomy places the organism in Eukaryota, Metazoa, Chordata, Actinopteri, Perciformes, Sebastidae.